Messenger RNA from Triplophysa rosa, 5136 nucleotides. It is a transcript of the gene kank2, whose product is annotated as KN motif and ankyrin repeat domains 2. Gene Ontology annotation, cellular component: cytoplasm. Gene Ontology annotation, biological process: negative regulation of G1/S transition of mitotic cell cycle; negative regulation of cell population proliferation; negative regulation of actin filament polymerization. Gene Ontology annotation, molecular function: protein binding. Lineage: Eukaryota; Metazoa; Chordata; Actinopteri; Cypriniformes; Nemacheilidae. The transcript is spliced from 13 exons. The record is from RefSeq and is a predicted model, not a curated record. Bases 235 to 3384 code for a protein of 1049 amino acids.
CUUUAAGAGCAGAGGGAGGAGGGGGGCUCAGCUCAUGAUUUGGCUGCGGUGUUUUUGUCUCGCUGUCAGUGAGACCGCUGGCCUUAUCCACAGAGGGGACUGGAAGGGGGUAGGAUUUUGGUGGCACCGUUAAGACGCUGGAAUCGUACGAGGAGGGAGGAGAACCUGAGCGAGGAGGUCGGGGAAGAGAGACCAGCAUUGCAGCGCAGAGAGAUUGGCUGGUGAAAGACAAUCAUGGCUCAGGUGCUACAUAUGGACACCAGUUUUCCAGGGAAGAUUAACCCCCCGGCUCCCCCUUUGCAUGGAAAGGAUCAAGAGGCUCCGUACUCAGUAGAGACCCCCUAUGGCUAUCGUCUGGACCUGGACUUCCUCAAAUACGUCAAUGAUAUUGAGAAGGGCAAUACUAUCAAGAAGGUUCCAGUGCAGCGCCGCCCGCGGUAUGGCUCACUUCCACGUGGCUACGGCUACACAGGCUCCUGGUGGACUUCCACAGAGUCGCUGUGCUCCAAUGCCAGCGUGGACAGCCGUCACUCCUCGUACUCCUACUGCGCGCCAGGCUUCCACAGCAUGCAACGGCCCAACUUCAGUACAGCACGUGUGGAGAAGACUUUGUUGGACGCUCGCCGUAAACUGGAGGAGGAAAAGGAAGGCCGUCAGUUCUCUAACUUGGGCAGCAUGCACAGCUGCGUGGCUGGCUCCAACACCUCUCUGUCCAGUGCACACAGCUUCAAUCGUGCCCAGGGUGGCUCCUACACACCGAUGAGCUCUGGCUUGUCCACGCCCGUCUCACCCACACCCGCACAUUUGCAGCACGUACGGGAGCAGAUGGCCGUCGCCCUGCGGAAGAUCCGGGAGUUGGAGGAGCAGGUGAAGACCAUUCCAGUACUGCAGGUGAAGAUCUCCGUGCUUCAGGAAGAGAAGAGGCAACUUAGCGUGCAGCUCAAAAGCCAGAAGUUCCUGGGUCACACGCUGGGGUUCGGUCGUAGUCGUCCACGUGGAGAGCUCUACAUCGACAUACCGGAGGAGGAGACGGCGGCAAAUGGUGCCUUGAACAAAGCGGCAGGGAGUCUUUCACCAACCACCCCGGGGUCUCUCCAGGACUCAGGCUGUGAAAUCGAGGAGACUGUAAUUGUAGGUGGAGCGCGUCCGGGGGCAAGAAAAGAGGUGCGAUCCAUAGGUGUGGGGCCAGAGGUGGGGCAGGCAAUCUGUCGUCAUGUAAGUGUGGGGGUACGAGAGGAGGACUUGGGCUUGCUCCCUGAAACUGAAGCCUUGAAGACAAAGGUGGGGCUGUUAGAAGUUCAGUUAAGGAAAACUGUGCAGGAACUACAGAGCGCUCAGAAGCAAGUGGAAGCGGCUCAGAAAGACAAGCAGGCUCUUCACCCACAGGUUGACCAUGCGGUGAAAGCCACCAGUCUGGGCUGGCAGGAGCAGCAUGGUCAGGCUGGUGCAGGCCUACACACAGUUGUCAGUUUUACCCAGCAGCCGCAUCAGCAGAGGACCGUGGGGAUUCAGGUGUACACGCUGGAACAGCCCACGGUAGUGGGUGUGGGGAGACUGCUGAGAGCCCAGGGCUGUAGUUCUCCCGCUCAGCCGCUGGAGGGUCCUCGUCGACGACAUGCAGAGUCCAUACCAGCAGAAGAAACUCCACGCGAGUUUCCCAUCGCAAUAAGCUCCAAGCAGGUGCGAGAGGUCUUGAGGAGUGAGGUUUCUAAAUCAGUGCCAGUGACCAACCAGGCAACUGCUAUGGAGACAAAGUGCAGCCAAGUGCCUCCUGUCUGCCAGCGGCUGAAAGAGGGAGAGACUAACCAGAAACCAGCAGAAGAAGCAAUCCAAAUAGAUGCAACCCAACCAGCCUCCCCUCAGUCCACCCUGAGGUCAAUCAUGAAGAGAAAAGCAGAUGGGGAACCUGGCUCACCACACACCAAAAAGAACCUGCAGUUCAUAGGAGUCAAUGGAGGGUACGAGUCAACAUCCUCUGAAGAGAGCAGUUCGGAAAGUUCAGAAGAGGAGAGCGAUGCUAGCGAAUACCACGAGGCUACAGAGAAACUACCUGAAUCUGCAUCACACCAGCCACAGGUGACCUCCUGCAGUGCCUCUGAGACACCAGGUGCUUUAACAGCCCAGCACAGCACUGCCCAGACACCAGCCAAUGAUACUGCACCACAGCAAAGCACCAGCCAAUCACAUGCCAUGGAUACAACUACACAGCAACAGGUUACCCAAUCACCAGCAGCAGAGGUGAACACAGAGCACUGCGGAAGCCAAACAUCAGUUACUGCCAUGGCUGUUCAAUCCACUGCCCCUUCAGUUCAACAGAACUCCAUCCAGUUACCAGCCGCCAGCGAUGUAGCCAAACAAGCUGUUGUUCAAUCCAAAGCCACUGAACGUGUAGUUCAGCAAAGUCCCGCCCAGCAAGAAGUUACCACUCAAUCACAAUCCACCGGUGCCAAACCUCAACAAGAUGUAAGCCAAUCAAAAACCACUGACCUCACUGGCCAGGAUGGAGCUACACUGUCACAAUCCACUGAUGCCUCAGCCAAACAGGACAUAGCCAUAUCCUCCAGCACUUCCCCAGUGAGCAAGCCUGAAUUGAGCGACAGUCUCAUGGUGGCUCUUCAUACCUUGCAGAAAGCGCUCAGUCAACCAAAUGCAUUUAGCCAUCAAGAAGCGAGGACAGCGUACACCACAGUGUUGCAGGAGUGGCUCCGAGUGUCCUGUCAUAAGGCUGCUGACACUGCAGUGGUCAAGGCGUACAUGGACACCUUCGCCUCCAUUUCCCCUCAGCUACUGGAGUUUGUCAUUAACAUGGCAGACGGCAAUGGAAACACAGCUCUGCACUAUACAGUCUCGCACUCCAACUUCCCUGUAGUUAAACUGCUGCUGGAUACUGGUCUCUGUAAUGCUGACAAGCAGAACAAGGCGGGUUACACAGCUAUCAUGUUGACAGCCCUGGCUGCCUUUAAUUCCGACAGUGACCUUCAAACCGUGCUACAGCUGCUGCGCACCGGAGACGUCAAUGCCAAAGCCAGCCAGGCAGGACAAACAGCGCUGAUGCUGGCGGUCAGUCACGGCAGAGGUGACAUGGUGAAAGCUCUGCUGUCCUGUGGAGCCCAGGUGAACCUGCGAGACGAUGAUGGAUCCACAGCGCUCAUGUGUGCCUGUGAGCACGGGCAUGUGGACAUUGUGCGCCAGCUGCUGUCCGUGCCAGGCUGUGAUGCCACGCUCACUGAUAAUGAUGGCAGCACUGCUCUAUCUAUUGCACUGGAGGCCAGUCAGAAUGACAUCGCUGUGCUUCUGUAUGCACACCUAAAUUUUGCUAAGCCACCUUCCCCUGUGUCGCCAAAGUCGCCAAUUUUGGGAUCUUCUCCCCCUCUUCAGAAUUGAAGUGAACCCUUCAUUAAAUAGAUGUCAUGUGUUUAAAGUCUCCUCUUCCAGCAUAUUUCCUCAUCCAUUCCACUGUCUCUGUGUGUGAGUUUUGUGUGUGUGUCUAUGUGUACAGUAUGUAUACCACGUUUAUUUUUUCCAUGUAAAAUUGAGUGACGUUCACAACGAGAAGCGCACUCUUAACAAGAAUCUGAAGAGCCUUCAGAAAAUUAGCACUUGACACCGUUGGUCUUUUUUGUGUGUUUUCUGUUUUCUUUUGUAGCUUUUAAUCUUGUGGUUGCAGAAAAAGUCUUGAUUAAAUAGACAAGAUUUGAUUCAUAACAACAAGCGUGUAACAGCAAUAUCAUACUGUAUCACCCAUUUAUUUCUUGAGAUUAGACAGUGAGUGUUACAUUACACAAUGGAAUGAUGUAAGUUUGCGUUAAACUAUCCAGCAAUAUUUAACAUUGAAAUCAUCCAGUGUCACACCAUAAAUUAUUGCAAUUGUAAAAGUGUUGCGUAAACAACUAAAACCAUGUAUCUUACUCAAGUGUCCUUUCUUAAUUUUUACAGUUCACAAUAAAAUAAGAAUAAUUUUAGACAAUUAAUUGUCUCAAAUUAAUAAGACAAUUAUUUGCCAAUCGCUCUAAACAGGAGGUAUGAGUGUUCUUGCACCAGCUGUUUUAAAUUCAUACAUUUUAAUACACUUGUAAUAUAUCAAGUUUGUGCAGUUGUCUCUUUUUAAGCAACACUUGCAACCAUGUUUUAGCAUUUUUACUGAUACACAUUGUCAGAAAUCCACCUGCUUCAAAUAAUGUUUAUAUUGAAAUGCUGGCCUUGUUUUUUCUGUUCAGAGUGUCUGGCUAUGUAUAGAUUUUAUAGUUAUUACUCUAAAGGACAGUGUCGCAGCCAUUGAUUCCUUCAUAGCUGAUGCAGUAUUAUAGAAUUGGUGUAGUCUUUAGAGGGUGUGCUACCAUAGAUAGAGGACAGCAUGGUUUUGCUAUUGUGAUGUUUAAAGACUUCAGCAGUUACAGUAGUAAUGUAGACAAUGACUUGCAUUGGACCUUUAGUGAACAAGGGCUCUCCAAAGACAAUUAUACUGUAGACGAGUGUACAAAAAUAUAUGAGAGCUAAUGCUUUUUUCAUUGUGAUUGCUAUUGCAAUGAUACAUUAGUGAAGGUGAUAGGAAGGUACGUAAAUACAAGAAGUUUUGAUUCGGUGAAUGAUACCAGAUGUUGUUUAGCGUGUGAACAGAGCUGGGCUGACUGAAUUGCACAUAGUUUGGUACGGGUUCACUGAGUGCAGAUAAACAUUUGAUUUCGCUUCUUUAUGCUUAGUAGGUUGGUUUAAGAGUCCAGAGUGUGGAGGAAAUGGUUUAGAAUUGUCUAUGAUGAAUGUAAGAUGUUUUUCAAAAUGAAAAUAAUAUAUGUAUAUCAUCUCCAAAGUUUUAGUGCAAAGACUAAAGAAUUCUGAAGUAUUUUAACACUAAAGUGGAUUUUAACAAAUUUAAUUUAAUAAAAUCAUUGUUAAAUUUAAACAUGAUUUUUUUUGCUUACCCACUUUGUACACAUGCCUUCUUAUAACCAGUUGAAUAAUUAAUUUUUUACACUUUUGUAUUUGUUUUAUUUAACUGUAUUUGAAUACCUUUGUAAUAUCUGUUCACAGCUUAUAUCUUCUGUCACGUACCUUUAUGUACAGGGCUCAUGUUGAAAGUUGUUUGUUUGUUUUCCUCAUUCUUUUUUUAAAAAAUAAACAAAUGUAGGAAGAAAUGUG